AUGUUAGACAUUGUAAGUCGUUUACCAGCAGAAUCUGUUUUAGAAUGCAAAUUAGUCUGUAAACGUUGGAGAGAUCUUGUUCGGGAUCCAUCCUUGGCACAGAUGCACUUGAAUCAUCUCAAUGAUUCUUCUGGUAAGUUAAGCUGUAUUUUCUUUACUUAUGAUCUAGGCAUUAUAGAAUUUUAUUAUAGUGAAUAUGAUGAGAAUUGUCAUGACGAGGCACCAUUUCAUAGAACAACAAGGUUGAAUUUAAAACCUCCAUUUCUGGAUUAUUCUUUUGUUGGUUCAUGCAAUGGCUUAAUUUGCUUCAAUGCAUGGGUUGAACAGAAAAUUGGUGUAUGGAGUUAUGGACCUGCUUAUAUCUGUAAUCCAAUCACCAGUGAAUACAUUAUUCUUCCAAAAAUUGAUCAACAGUUCAGGUGGACUGGAUUUGGGUACAUACCUGAAACAAAUGAGUACAAGGUUGUUAGGAUAUACAUCCCGGAGAAGAGACUAGAUGGAGAAGCUAUUGGAAUUGGAGUUGUUCAGGUGUAUACUCUUGGGAGUACUGCCUGUGGAUGGAGAAACGUAGGAACUACUGACAUCAAUAUGCAGCGUUUUUCAUACUGUGCUGCUGUGUUUGCAAACGGAGCUCUUUAUUGGGAGGAACACCAUGGAACUACUAUUCUUGGUUUCCAUUUGGCUGAUGAGAAGAUUAUCCAACUUCCAGCACCACCACCUUAUUUGACGCGAACUAAUGCUUCCUACUUUUCUAUUAAAUUUGGGGUUUUAGGUGAUCUUCUAAGUGUUACUCACGAGGAUGGCGGUGAUUGUGACAUAUGGUUGUUAAAGAAGAAUGAAGACAAUGACGAUUUCAACUGGAUUAAACAGUUCAGUUUAAACGGUGAAAUUUCACGUCCAUUCGAGUUUACCAAGAGUGGUAGGCUUUUGUGUUAUGGGAAUAGCAGAAUUUAUUACAGUUAUGAUCCAAAAGUUUCAUCUGCCAAAAUCGAUAUCAGUUUUGGCAAGUCAAUUUGUGAAGCGAUUCCUCACAAGAAUACGUUAGUUUCAUUGAAGGAGUUAGGUGAGAAUGAUACAAAAACGAUUGAAUUCGUUGAAAUAAUAAGUUCAAGUGAGGAGACAGUAAACGGUGAUUAA
Messenger RNA from Papaver somniferum (opium poppy), 1137 nucleotides. RefSeq names its product F-box/kelch-repeat protein At3g23880-like. The transcript has a single exon. The coding region runs from base 1 to 1137 and encodes 378 amino acids. Gene Ontology annotation, molecular function: protein binding. NCBI's taxonomy places the organism in Eukaryota, Viridiplantae, Streptophyta, Magnoliopsida, Ranunculales, Papaveraceae. The record is from RefSeq and is a predicted model, not a curated record.